Molecule: messenger RNA, 2418 nt
Organism: Torulaspora globosa
Lineage: Eukaryota; Fungi; Ascomycota; Saccharomycetes; Saccharomycetales; Saccharomycetaceae
Gene: UTP13
Product: U3 snoRNA-associated protein UTP13
Exons: 1
Coding region: 1-2418 (805 amino acids)
Biological process (GO): endonucleolytic cleavage to generate mature 5'-end of SSU-rRNA from (SSU-rRNA, 5.8S rRNA, LSU-rRNA); endonucleolytic cleavage in 5'-ETS of tricistronic rRNA transcript (SSU-rRNA, 5.8S rRNA, LSU-rRNA)
Cellular component (GO): nucleolus; small-subunit processome; 90S preribosome
Molecular function (GO): protein binding; U3 snoRNA binding
Source: RefSeq, a predicted model, not a curated record
AUGGAUCUCAGAACAAGUUUUAAGAAUGAGUCUUUGAGUCCUAUAUAUGCUGGUAGCGGGGCAAUCUGUACUGUGUCCGAAGAUGGUAAAAUAUUAGCGACUCCGAUAUUGGAUGAGAUCAACAUUAUUCAGUUGCAGCCAUGUUAUGAACUCUUACAUACUAUUGAAAAUGAUGAUGAGCAGGAAAUUACUGCCCUGAGUUUAACUCCCGAUGGAAAAUACCUAGGCUAUGUGUCUCAGGCCCAAUUGCUGAAGAUCUACAGUUUAGAGUCCAAGAAGGUACUAAGAUCAAUGAAAAUUUCGUCUCCGUCUUAUGUUCUUGAGACCGAUUCUACGUCGACACUUGUUGCGAUUGGUGGUACGGACGGUAGUAUAACAAUUGUGGAUGUAGAAAAUGGCUAUGUUACUCAUUCGUUGAAGGGCCAUGGUGGCACUAUUUCAAGUUUGAGAUUCCACGGCCAGCUAAAUGGGGACAAAUGGCUGCUCGCUUCCGGGGACACUGGUGGUGUUGUCAAAAUAUGGGAUUUGGUGAAAAGAAGAUGUCUAAGUACCGUGCAGGAACAUACCGGGGCGAUCAGAGGCUUGGACUUCAGCAAGCAGGAUGGAACAUCGCAUGUACGAUUGUUAUCUGGUGGUAGAGAUGACAUUGUGAAUCUCUGGGAGUUCGAUAUGAAAAAAAAAUGUAAAUUAUUAACAACGAUCCCAGUCCAUCAACAGGUGGAAUCAUGUGGGUUCAUCCGCGAUACGAACCUUAUUUAUACAGCCGGAGGAGAGGCAUUCUUUCAGAUAAUCUCCCUGGAGAGCCAGAAUAUUAUUAAAAAGACUCAGAGGCCGAUCGAAGAGCUUUUUAUUGUAGGCGUUUUACCCAUAAUGGGCGGGAAGAAGCUCUACUUGGUAUUAUCAGACCAAACGUUACAGUUAAUUGACAUGGAUGAAACCUUGUCCGAUAUUGGCAACGCUACCAUAAACAUCCAGUCAUGCAUAGCCGGUAACCACGGCACAAUAGCAGACAUCAGGGUGGUCGGACACUCCCUGAACAAGCUAGCACUAGCCUCCAAUUCCCCAGCUUUGAGAAUCAUCCCGAUGCCUCUCGCGUCGGAGAGCGCCAUGCCUAUCGCCGUGGAGAUAUAUGAAGGUCAUGAAGAUCUGCUUAAUUCGCUAGAUGCCACCGAAGACGGUCAAUGGCUUGCAACAUGUUCAAAAGAUAGUACAUCGAUCCUGUGGAGAUAUAAUUCUGAGCUCGACAGAUUUGUCGCCUAUGCCAAAUUUAUGGGCCAUUCAUCCUCUGUAACGGCGAUAGCUUUGCCAAAUCUGAUGCAUAAAGGAUGGCCUGAGUUCCUGAUCACAGCUUCCAAUGACUUGACGGUUAAGAAGUGGAAGGUCCCGCAACCGGAUGCACAAAACCUUGGGGCGCUACAGCUGGUUAAACAGUCAGAGUACACCUUUCAUGUGCAUGCAAAAGAUAUCAAUGCCUUAUCUUUAGCGCCCAAUGAUUCUAUUUUCGCAACAGCUUCCUACGACAAGACUUGUAAAAUCUGGGAUGUUGAGACCGGUGAAAACAGGGCCACUUUGGCAGGCCACAAACGUGGCCUGUGGGACGUCUCUUUUUGCCAAUACGAGAAGCUUUUGGCUACUUGUUCAGGUGAUAAAACGAUAAAGAUUUGGAAUCUGGAAACCUUCUCUGUGGUGAAGACGCUAGAAGGUCACACAAAUGCGGUUCAAAGAUGCUCAUUUAUGAACAAGCAAAGGCAGUUGGUCAGCAGUGGCGCCGAUGGGCUCAUAAAAAUCUGGGAUUGCGCGACAGGUGAGUGCUUGAAGACCCUGGAUGGCCAUGGCAAUCGAAUUUGGGCGAUGAAUGUCUGCAACGACGGAGAGGUUAUCAUCAGUGCAGACGCAGACGGUGUCUUCCAAUUUUGGAGGGACUGCACUGAGGAGCAGAAAGAGCAAGAUUUGGAGAAGGAGAAAUUGAAAGUUGAACAAGAACAGACGCUCCAAAAUUACCUCGCCGCUGAGGAUUGGACAAACGCCUUUUUGUUGGCUCUAACAUUGGAUCACCCAUUGAGACUGCUCAAUGUGCUGAGACAAUCUAUUGCAAAAUCUGAAGACGAUGCAGCUUUUGUCUUCAACAGGCAAUUGGAUGAGCUUAUCAGCAAGUUAUCUGAUGAGCAGAUCCUUCUCCUGAUGAAAAGGUGCAGAGAUUGGAAUACCAACGCCAAAACCCAUAGUAUAGCACAAAAGGUUACCAAAUGCAUCUUACUUCACCACGACAUCGGGAAACUCUGCGAAAUACCGGGGCUGGUGCAGUUGGUAGACGCAAUCAUUCCGUAUAGCAAGAGGCAUUUUUCAAGAGUGGAUAAUCUGAUAGAGCAAAGUUAUCUAUUGGAUUAUGCAUUAGUUGAGAUGGAUAGAAUAUUAUAA